GCCGGACAGUACAGUCUAUCUCUACCCCGCUUUGAGCAUAGCAGGCGUCGCUGUGGCUUACUCCUUUCCGCUCCCAUUUUCCAAGAUGGAUGUCUACACCUUCGAGCCGGUCACAUGCAGCCUCGUCACGCAACUCCCCGGGGAGUCAACCUCACAGCAGGUGACACCAGAAGCGCUGGUAACUGUCCGAUCAUCCUCGAACAUAGCUGUGCCAUCGUCGGUGGACACUCCCAGUGUCACCGAGAAGGUCGUCAUCCGCCGCGGACGAGCCGUCUACGUCGUCGCGAAGGUAUGCCCUGCUACUGCAGCUGACGACGAAGACCUUGGUUCGGAGCGCGGGGAUAGCGUACCGGCUCCCCUGAGAAGCACUCUACACAACUGUGACGUCCGGCAGGCGAGACGGCUAGUUAUCGAAGUGCACAGCUUGAUCUGCCAACUCGACGCCGUGGCCCCGACAGCCCAACCCGAUCACGAAGGCAUAUUGGACUCUGAGAGCGCUCCGGACGGCAACGGCGACCUGGAGGUCAAAGACAGGGACGGUCUUGCUGGGUCGCGCGACGUGGCUUUGCUCUGUUCCCCUCCUGCAGCUGAUGCGGACUCGACAUACCAUUCUGCAUCGGAGAUGGAAAGCGUAUGCGUGGGGUCGGAGCCCUACCGAUCACUGUUGUCAAUUUCAUCCUUCGGCUCGGUCACUUUUGACCCUCCGUCUGCGACCACGCCCUACUCGGGAAACAUGACUGAGUCUCUUUCCACCUUGGCACUGUAUGGUCUACCUGUGGCUCCAUCUCAUGAUCCCCUAAUGGCCUACGUCUUUGAGUCAACUCCGUCGCUUGCCUCCAAGGUGUCUCACUGUCUCGACGACGCUGGACUCUGCGACAAUGCGCUCACAGGCCAAGUCAUCUCGAAUUCCUCACAGGUCCCAGCAUUCCGGCCUAGCGACUAUUCUGCCCUCUCUACUGCGCUUGACGAGACACUGGUACGAGCCCCUGGGCUGGGAACCUCUGCAACAGGAUCCGCGAGCGGGUCGACUGCCUUAUCUCCCGUACACAAAAAUGGGUUCAUCCGUCUCUGUUGGGGCGACACAUACGAGCUGCAACCGCGCUACGACAGCAACGUGCCAGCUAUCGUUCCCCUCGAGCAGAGUCGCAGCCUCCCAGAAGCCCCCCCUGUCGUACCCACUAUCACCGCCGCGGAGUGGUCACCCAGCCGGGGUCUGGCUAUUUUGGCUGCUGCUGAGGACGGGACUGCGGACAUCUCUAUGGCGGGCUCUUGCUCAUCUAUGGGCAGCUUGUUCUCUGAGGCGUCGGAUGCAAGUGUCGAUUCCGACAGCGAGUCGGACGAAGAACCGCUACGGGACACUGUCAGGCGACUCCAUGCCAACCGCAGGUCAACACAGGACCAUCUAGGACAUGUUUCAUCCGCUGCGGGGCCUGACCACUAUGUAUCUCCGCAUACCGUCGAGACUCGACAACUGGAUAUGCCUCCCGCUGCAACGUCCACGUGGAAUUUUCGAACUGCUCCUUGCCCCUUAGUCAACCGCAAGCGCAAGCGUGAACAUGACGAAAGGGAGGAAGGGGAGAUCUCCGAGUACGAAUCUGACUCCGACAGCGAGCCCGACAUCCCCCUCGCCGCGGUGAUGGCGCUCCGAAAGGCCAAGAACCGCGACGUCCGGCCGCCGCCUGCGAAGAAGCUCAAGGUCACUCCGAUGGAGUCCCGCCGACUCUCGGCGACGGGCGCCAGGCCACGCAGGUCGUGGGCGCACAAGCGGUGGGACGAGAGGUUGAAGCAGAAGCAUGCGCGGGCUCAGAGUGACGGGCGGCGAGGGAUCCGGAUCGUCUCGACGGAGAUGCAGUUGCUGGUCGGGAGGGUCAAUCCGGAAGGCGGGAGUCGUUGGGUGUGGAACGGUCUGCGAGGCGCUGUUGCAUGA
Molecule: messenger RNA, 1927 nt
Organism: Dichomitus squalens LYAD-421 SS1
Lineage: Eukaryota; Fungi; Basidiomycota; Agaricomycetes; Polyporales; Polyporaceae
Exons: 2
Coding region: 86-1927 (613 amino acids)
Source: RefSeq, a predicted model, not a curated record